AUGUCUAACUAUCCCACUAUACGUAACCCAUUGCUCCCUAGUCCACCGGCAUCUUCUACUCGUAGCCGGUUUAGUAAAACAGAGCUACUUAGCAAUUUAUCAUUAUCCAACAACUCUACAUUAAAAUCAUCUAUAUCGACGGCUUCUAUUCGCACUUUUAUGAGCCAAACCAUGAGUCAGAUUAGUAAUGCUAGCGCCACCUUUCGUUUUAGUUCCAAUAAACGAAUUAUGCCGACAACACCUAGCACAAAGAAUAGUAGCAGUAAAAAGGGGUCACAUAACUUAGCAGCAGCGGCAGUGGCAGAGCCUUUAGUUCAUUACAAUGGACCCUAUCAUACAUUGGAAUCUUUUCCGAUCGAAAAACUGAAUUGGAUUAAAGAUGAACAAACAUCAGCUCUUGUUAAAAAUCCACUGACCAAUUACCAUCAAUCUAUUGUGCUGAGGAAGCCCUUAACCCGUAUUCUUCAAAUUAUUGCCACAGAUUCUUCAAAGUCAAGAUUAUUCCGAUGUGGAAUUCAGGUCAACCAGGAAACCUGUCUGAGUUCAUAUGUCACCAGCGAAAAGACAGGCAAACAUAGCUCCAUUGCCCAGUUUGACGAAACAUUCUUAUUUGAUGUCGACGGACCGGCUACUGCAACCAUCAGCGUCUAUGCCCAAAACAAGGGCACGCAUUUCUUUUCCAGUCGCACCAACAAACAAGAAAUCUGUCUCGGCAGAGAGACCAUCACAGUAUCCUUACACCCCAAAUCAAAAACCACGGAGCGUUUUGUAUUAAACAGUGAUCCUAAAGCUGGACAGAGUAACGACUUUCAAUUAUUGGUCGUGCAUGGGACCUAUAUCAGUCGUCGAACUCAAAACAUGUUGAACAAUACCAUCUUGUUUGAGGAUUUCAUUACGGCCUAUGUUCGCACCAGUAUGGUGCCUGUAAGUAAUUACUUUAAGCGUGUGCUAGGAUGUGAUUUUUUAUUAUUAUUACUUGCUAAACACAUGUUUUUUUUUAUUUGUAUAUAUAGAGAUGGGAUCGAUUUUGGGGUAUAUUACGUGGAGUUCAAUUUGAAUUAUAUGAUUUUGAAUACAAAGAGGUAUUUAGUUUGAACGGGUUUUAAUAUAUGUAUAUAAAAAAAAUGAUGAUGAUGAUGGUAACCAUGGAAACCAUAGAACCGGCCUCCGCUUUAUAUUAUCCCAUUGGAUAAUUUCAUUAGCGCCUUUGACCCUUCAGAGGAAGAUGAAGAGGAAAUCCGUAUUGAUAUAGGAGCACGGGGUAUAGCGCUUCAAUUUACGGAAAAGGCGAUUCAUAAACAUGAAAGACGAUGGAUGUUGGAUGAUUUAGAAUGUCGUAUGUAUCUUUUACCUGAAUCCUCUGCUGCAGCACGUGAAUGGGAGAACAAGUUUAAUUACGUUGCAUCCAUCUUUAAUGAAGUCAGAGGUUGGGAUG
Messenger RNA from Mucor mucedo, 1435 nucleotides. RefSeq lists its product as uncharacterized. The transcript is spliced from 5 exons. Lineage: Eukaryota; Fungi; Mucoromycota; Mucoromycetes; Mucorales; Mucoraceae. The coding region runs from base 1 to 1095 and encodes 364 amino acids. The record is from RefSeq and is a predicted model, not a curated record.